Nematolebias whitei (Rio pearlfish) is the source of this 1673-nucleotide messenger RNA. RefSeq names its product E3 ubiquitin/ISG15 ligase TRIM25-like. Lineage: Eukaryota; Metazoa; Chordata; Actinopteri; Cyprinodontiformes; Rivulidae. Gene Ontology annotation, molecular function: protein binding; zinc ion binding. The transcript is spliced from 6 exons. The record is from RefSeq and is a predicted model, not a curated record.
AGAAGAUGGCUGCAAGACGUGAAGCUCCAGACUCCCUGUGCUGCUCCAUUUGUUUGGACGUGUUGAAGAAGCCUGUGACUCUUCAGUGUGGCCACAGCUACUGCAUGGACUGUGUGAACGACUUCUGGGACCAAGGGGAUCACAGAGGUGUGUACAGGUGUCCCCAGUGCAGACACACUUUCGCCUCGAGGCCUGUGCUGAACAAGAACACAGUGCUGGCUGAUCUGAUGGUCAGAAUGACAGAAACAGGACGUGACACCCCUCCUGGGGUGGCUGCAGCCAGUUCAGGAGGGGUGGACUGUGAUUUCUGCACCACCAACAAGCUGAAAGCUGUGAAGUCUUGCUUGGUGUGUCUGGCCUCUUACUGUGCCACACAUGUGCAGCCUCACUACGAGUCUGCUGCUUUCAAAAGGCACAAACUGGUGCAGGUGUCGGCCUCCAUGCAGGAGAUGAUCUGCUCCAAGCACGACAAGCUGCUGGAGGUCUACUGCCGCUCUGACGACGAAUGCAUUUGUAUGCUUUGUGUCAUGGACGAGCACAAAGGUCACGACACUGUGUCGGCUGCAGCAGAGAGGAAAGAGAAACAAAAACAAUUUGGACAGAAGAAGCAAAAAUACCACCAAGGAGUUCAGGAAAAAGAGAAACAGCUGCGACAGCUGAGACAGAAAAUAACAGCAUUGAAGUGCUCUCGAGACGCAGCUCUUGACCAAAAUGAGAAGGCCUAUGCUGAAAUCAUCUUGAUGGCAGACAAAAGGCGUUCAGCUGUGAGGGAGCAGAUCACACAUCAGGAAAAGGCAGCUCUGGGUCGAGCGGAGUCACUCGUGGACCGAUUUGAGAAGGAAAUUAAGGAUCUCAAGAAAAAAGAGAAUGAACUGAAGCAGCUGUCGUUAACUGAGGACAACAUUUAUUUUCUGCAGCACUGCAAGCAGAUUCUGGGCCACACAGAACACGAUGUGACCCCAGAUUUAAACUUUAAGCCACACUUAGCUUUUGACUUUGUGACAAAGGCUUUCUCGGACUUGAGCGACAAAAUGGAAAACAUGGCAAAAACUAUCGGAGAGACUUCUGAAACGUUAGCUGAUAUGGAUCCGAAGACGAGACAGGAAAUGUCAAUAUAUUCCUUAAACCUCUAUUUGGAUCCCAACACAGCCUUUGAGAACCUGUUGCUCUCCGAGAAAAAUACUCAGGUGACCUGGAUCAAGAAAGCCCAGCAGUACCCCUCCCACCCAGAGAGAUUCUCCAAAUAUGAGCAAGUGUUGUGCUGUGAGGGUUUAUCUGGGGUUUGUUACUGGGAAGUUGAAUGGAAGGGGCCCCGGGUUGAGGUGGCUGUGUGUUAUAAAGGAGCAAAACUGAAUGAAAGCUGUUUUGGAUACUCUGACAAGUCCUGGUGCAUUUCCUUCUCAAAGUAUGAGUGCACGUUUUGGCACAACGAGACCAAAACAAAAAUACCUGCUCCACGUUCGUCUAGAGUGGGGAUUUAUUUGAACCAUAAAGCAGGAAGCCUGUGGUUUUAUGAUGUGUCUGACUCUGGUGAGACGACGCUCCUUCAUAAGGUUCAGACCACUUUCUCCCAGCCGUUGUACCCGGGCUUCAUGGUCUCCAGAGGAGCCUCACUCAAGAUAAUCAACCGUCUUUAGAAAAUGCAGACUCUCAAGACUGCCUGCUUUUAUUAG